Molecule: messenger RNA, 648 nt
Organism: Talaromyces proteolyticus
Lineage: Eukaryota; Fungi; Ascomycota; Eurotiomycetes; Eurotiales; Trichocomaceae
Exons: 1
Coding region: 1-648 (215 amino acids)
Source: RefSeq, a predicted model, not a curated record
AUGCCUCUCUCACCCCUCCCUCUCCCCCUCCCUCUUCCCAGCCACAUCACCGACUACAACGAAAGAAAACAUGGCACCUACAUCGGCCUUCGACACGGCUGCGACGUCUUCCAGAAACGCCUGGGAACAUGGUACCGCUUCUCAUACGCCGAGAACAUCAGACAAACGGACCAGACAUGCGAACUGAACUGGAAGGCAGUGUGGGUGUAUCACGCCAAGCCAGGCUUUCAAGUCACAGCGCCAUUGGGCAUGCAGCCGGACGAAGGAAAAAUAUGGGCGCAGAAGCAGAUGGAGAUGAAGGAUCCGAAUUCUGAUGGAGUGCUGGGGGGCGUUCUGAAUACUGAGCCGUGUUCGCCGGUUAUAAGGACUUUGUUUGGCGCGCCGGAGACGAGGCAGGGAGCUAGAUGGUUGCGGGAUGUCGAUAGGAAGUUGGAGAUGUGGGCGGCGUUCAAUCCGAAGCGGGCUGUUCAGGAGAAAAAGUCUAGUCUGCGGAGUGGGAAGGCGAAGGGGACGACAUCUAACGGGCCUACGGGGAAGAAGAGAGGGAAUACUAAAACUGGCAGGGUACAGAAAAAAGAGAAGAAGUUGAGCACGGUGAAGAAGAGUCGCGAGACGGGGCAUCGUAGCAAGCGCGUUGCUGGAAAAUGA